AUGAACAUCGCCAACAGCCCCCAGGAAAAAUUCACCAAAAUGAGGAGAGAACGCCAAGACUGGACGGCCCAGUACCCUGCUUACUUUCGACAGACUCGAGACGACAAGGAAUUCAUCAUGUUCAGGCCGCACCAGGGCUCGGCGGCACUCGUGCAGCUGGUGCACAGCGACGUCAACGUGAGGUCUCGCUGCAUGACGGUGCACAGCGUGAGCUACAUCCCGGGGGCGCCCCUCAAGCCCAACCAGGUGAUCGCCAACGAGUACCAGCAGUACUCGACCCUGCGCAUCAACACGCUCGAAUGCAUCCAUUAUGCCGUCGUCAGGGAGCACGCGAGUCGGCCGAUCGUCCUCGACGUCGUCGCGCAGAGCGGAGUCGACAAGGGCCCCAUCAUCUUCAGCAACGGCGACAAGGGCUGGGCCCAGCUCGAGACCACGCCGUUGGUCAUCAUUGCCAAGGCGAGCACCCCGUGCGAAGCCACCAUGAUCAAGGUGGAGGCGGGGAUAGACCCUCCCGAGAUCUUGAGGAAACCCGCUGACCCGGUCUUGGACGUACCGGCUGCUUCGGGGGAGGAGGGAGCCAGUGCUUCAGCGUCGGGGAAACCCGCUAAUUCAGCCUCGGGUGGAAACACUGCUUCAGCUUCAGGGGGAACCACUGCUUCGGCUGCUUUGGCCCCGGAAGGAAACACAGCUUCAGCCUCGGGGAAACCCACUACUCCAGCCUCAGGGGAAACCACUGCUCCGGCUUCGGGGAGAACCACCACUUCGGCCCCGGGUGGAACCACUGCUCCGGCUGCUUUGGCCUCGGGGGGAACCGCAGCUCCAGCCUCGGGGAAACCCACUGCUUCAGCCGCCGGUGGAACCACGGCUUCGGCCUCGGGGCAACCCACUACUUCAGCCUCAGCGGAAACCACGGCUUCGGCCCCGGGCACCAGCAAUGAAACCAACCUGACCAUCUGGUUCAACGCAGCCAAGGUAGAGUGGAUUCGGAACUGA
Messenger RNA from Pyricularia oryzae 70-15, 993 nucleotides. RefSeq lists its product as uncharacterized. NCBI's taxonomy places the organism in Eukaryota, Fungi, Ascomycota, Sordariomycetes, Magnaporthales, Pyriculariaceae. The record is from RefSeq and is a predicted model, not a curated record. The transcript has a single exon. Bases 1 to 993 code for a protein of 330 amino acids.